Messenger RNA from Eimeria maxima, 665 nucleotides. Its product is annotated as U5 small nuclear ribonucleoprotein, putative. The annotation marks the transcript as partial. Gene Ontology annotation, molecular function: GTPase activity; U5 snRNA binding. The record is from RefSeq and is a predicted model, not a curated record. Lineage: Eukaryota; Apicomplexa; Conoidasida; Eucoccidiorida; Eimeriidae. Gene Ontology annotation, biological process: mRNA splicing, via spliceosome. Gene Ontology annotation, cellular component: U2-type catalytic step 2 spliceosome; U4/U6 x U5 tri-snRNP complex; cytosol. The transcript has 6 exons.
GUGGUUGUGAUUUAUCUGUAAAAAAAACAUCAACAAUUACAUCAAUAGAUAAUUCAGCAGAAGUAGAAAUCUUUAGACCUCUCAACUUUAUUACAGCCCCAGUACUCAAGGUUGCAUGCGAACCCCUGCAACCUAGCGAAUUACCUAAAAUGAUUGAGGGUUUAAGAAGAAUAGACAAAGCAUAUCCAAUUGCACAAAUGAAGGUAGAGGAAUCAGGAGAACACGUAAUAUGCGGGACAGGAGAGUUAUAUUUAGAUUGUUUACUUCAUGAUCUUCGUCUUCUUUAUGGUAAUAUGGAGGUCAAAGUUAGCGACCCCGUCGUCAAAUUCUGCGAAACUGUUGUAGAGACGAGUGCCUUGAAAUGUUUUGCUGAAUCUCCUAAUAAAAAGAAUAAACUUUAUAUGGUUGCUGAGCCAUUAGAGAAAAGAAUUGCAGAAGACCUAGAAAGAGGACUUAUUAGUGAUAAAUGGGACCAAAGGACUCUUGGUGAACAUUUCUCCUCCCAGUACGGAUGGGAUCUGUUGGCUGCUCGUUCUAUUUGGGCAUUUGGUCCUGCAGAAAGAGGUUCCUGUGUCCUCCUUGGUGAGGUAUUCAAUCCUGAAUUUCAGCGACUUGUUUCCCAACAAAAAGGUGCAUUUCUUCCAUUUAAGGAAAGUGUUAUACAG